UCAGAGAAUCUCUGACAUCUUCAUCAUUGAUCCUGAACUCCUUGAAUAUCUCACACACAGGUAACAGAAACUUCAAGAUUAACAGAUAUAUAAGCACACAAAGAUCACUGAUGAGGAGAAAAUGGAUCUAUGUGGCUAUCCUGGGGAUAGCAUGUGUGACCCUUGGAGUCAAUGGGAACAAUACAACAAGCAGUAGCAACUCCACAGGCAGCUGGAUAUCUUCUAACAUGACUACCAACCUGACCCAGACGCAACCACCCAGCAUGACCACCAACCUGACCCAGACGCACCCACCCAGCAUGACCACCAACCUAAACCAGGUCGGUUCCUUUAACAUAACCACAAACUUGACUCAGACAGGUCCUCCCAACUUUACCCAGACGGGCCCUCUUAACAUGACAGCAAACCCAACCCAGACAGGCCCUCUCAACAUGACCACAAACCCAAAUCAGAUGGGGCCUCUCAACAUAACUACAAACCCAACCCAGAUUGGCUCUUUUAACAUGACCACAAACUUCACCCAAACACACCCUCCUAACAUAACCAACAUGCUGCCCCAAACACAACCUCCCAAUAUAACCACCAACCUGACCCAAACACACCCUUCUAACAUAACCACCAACCUGACCCAAACACACCCUCCUAACAUAACCAACAUGCUGCCCCAAACACACCCUCCCAAUAUAACCACUAACCUCACACAAACAUACUCUCCCAACAUAACCACCAACCUGACACAAACACACCCUCCUAACAUAACCAACAUUCUGCCCCAAACACAACCUCAAAACAUUACCACCAACCUUACGCAAACAAGUCCUCCCACCGUAACAAACCUGACCCAGACGCGCCCUCCCAACAUCACCACAAACCCGACCCAAGCAGGCCCCCUCACUGUAACAAACAUCAUAACAACGUCAGGCUCUAAUACUCAAUCACUAGAAAUCACUAGCAGGGAUAACUGCAGGAGGGAUAGAGCAUGUUUCUCCGCUCCACCUUCCUGUAAUCCAGGUGCAGAAGGUUCCUGCUAUUUCCUCUCCACAAGAGGAGUAAACGGAAAUGCAAAUAAUUUUACUUUUGAAAUCAGUGGCGAGUCAGAUGGUUACAUUGGAGCCGGCCUCUCUCGAAACAGCAGUGGUCAAGAUGCCACCGUCUAUUCUUGUGCCAAUGUCAAUGGUGUACUGAAGUUAAUCCGUUCCACACUGAACAAUCAAAUACUGACUCAGGAUAAUACAUUCAUCCCGGGAAGCUUCCGUGGCUCAGUGACCGGAAGAAAGAUUCAGUGCAUUUUCAGUGCUUCAGGUCUCAGCAGCCUCACUCGUGCUGCAACAACAGAAACUUUUGUCUUCCUUUUAACAGGCAGCGUAUCAAAUGGUGUACUAGAUUCUCCAGUCAGCAGACUGGCCACAAGUGGGUCAGUGGACUUAAGCAACCCGAACAGCACUGACGUUUCAGUAAUAAUACCCAGUACAAAUGACACUGCAUCUAAUAUCACAGCAACAACAACCACCACUGUGGCAUCUACGAACCUGACCCAGACAGUCUAUCCCAACAUGACCACCAAUCUGACCCAGACGCACCCACCCAGCAUGACCACCAUCCUAAACCAGGAAAUCGCUAACAGGGAUAACUGCAGGAGGGACAGAGCAUGUUUCUCCGCUCCACCUUCCUGUAAUCCAGGUGCAGAGGGUUCCUGCUAUUUCCUCUCCACAAGAGGAGUAAGCGGAAAUGCAGAUAAUUUUACCUUUGAACUCAGUGGCGAAUCUGAUGGUUACAUCGGAGCCGGUCUCUCUCGAGACAGCAGUGGUCAAGGAGCCACCGUCUAUUCUUGCGCCAACGUCAAUGGUGCACUGAGGUUCUUCCGUUCCACGCUGAACAAUCAAAUACUGAGUCAGGAUAAUACAUUCAUCCCUGGAGGCUUCCGUGGUUCGUUGAAUGGAAGAAAGAUUCAAUGCAUUUUCACUGCUGCAGGUCUCAGCAGCAUCACUCGUGCAGCAACCACAGACCCUUAUGUCUUCUUAUUAACAGGCAGCCUAUCAAAUGGUUCUCUGGAUUCUCCAGUCACUAGACUGUCCACAAAUGGGUCAGUAGACUUAAGCAACCCUAACAGCACAGACGUUUCAGUAAUAAUUCCCAGUACAAAUUCCACCACUGCUGCUCCAAACACCACUGCAUCAAAUGUCAAUGCAACAUUAAACACCACUGCAUCCUCAAACACCACUGCAUCUUCAAAUGCCACCACAUCUACUACCUCUGGAGUAUCAACAGCAGUGGACAAGGUCACUAAGGACAACUGUAAGAAGGACAGGGCAUGUUUCUCCACUCCAGCCAACUGUGAACCAUCUAGCUCAAGUAGCUGCUUUUUCGUCUCCACAAGAGGGGUGAACGGAAACUCAGACAAUCUCACUUUUGAGCUCAGUGGGGAUGCAAACGGUUACAUUGCAGUUGGCCUGUCUCAAGACAACAAGGAGGGUGAUGGUGACACCGUCUAUUCUUGUGUCAACGAAAAUGGUACAGCGAAGUUCAUCCGUGCCACGCUAAACAACACCGUUCUGACUCCAGAUAAGACUUUUAGCCCUGGUUCCUUCCGUGGCACUGUGAGCGGCACAAGGAUUCAGUGCAUUUUCAUAGCUGCAGGUCUCAGCAGCACCACCCGUGCUGCAAACACAACCACUUUCCUCUUCUUCUUCACUGGCAACUAUACAAACGGCACUCUGGGGUCUCCGGUCACACAAAUGUUUACAAGUUCAUCAGUUGAUCUAACCAACACUAACAGCUCAGACGUUGCCAUAAUAACACCCACUACGAAUACUACCACUACUACUGUUUCUUCUACUACUACAGCAAAACCUGCUACUACAGCAGGGAGCAAUGCACUGCAUCAUGCUGCAUCUCAGGCUGCUCUGGUAAUUCUCUCAGGAAUCCUUGCAGUCCUCCUGUUGUAAGGAUGCUGCCAACAUGUCAUUUGCUUUCUGAAAUUGGUCGAUGAGCACUGAACGCUUGAUGAACCCAACACCAAGAAUAUGUUAUUCAGCAUAUUUAUAACUGUUAUAACUGUGCAAUAUUGCAACACUGGGAACAAUGAAGAAAGAAGCUGAAAAUAUAGGGAAGAGGGCAAUACAUCAUUUAUUUAAUCUUUGUGCGUGUGAGAAAGAGAGUGUGUGUUUGUGAGUGUGUUUUUUGCGAACAUUAGUGUUUGUAUUCUACUAAUGUACUGUUACUUAAAAUGAGGCACAGAGAGGACUGAUAUAAAUGAGUAUAAUCAGUCUAUUAAUUUAAUUGUGUAAGUGUGACGCCACCAAGUGGCUGAAAUUAUCUAAGAUAAUUAUUUUUAAAUGUCUUAAUUUAUUGUUACUGUUGCCUCAAACCAUUGAUUGCCUGUAAGUUUUAACUAAAGUCACAUGUAUAUUUUUUGAAA
Molecule: messenger RNA, 3418 nt
Organism: Labeo rohita (rohu)
Lineage: Eukaryota; Metazoa; Chordata; Actinopteri; Cypriniformes; Cyprinidae
Exons: 16
Coding region: 111-2945 (944 amino acids)
Biological process (GO): regulation of glutamate receptor signaling pathway
Source: RefSeq, a predicted model, not a curated record